UCGAUCUUCCGUCAUUCGUUCCGUUCGAAAGGCUUGGUCGCUGUUGAAAUUAACAAAAAAAUAUACGAAUUCUGUAAAUUCCUAACGAAUUUGUGCUUCCAUUUUAAACUAUCUAUUAAUAUAAGAGUUGUGCGUGCUAAAUAAACCGCGAAAAAUGUCUUCUACUUCAGCAGCGGACGAAAUUGAUGAGGCAAAAGAGCGAGAGCACUUUCGCGCCGUUGUCACCGCUUUCAAAUAUUAUAAAUUAUGCAGCUUAGACAGAAUACACAAAUCAGAGAAAAUAAUAUCAAUAUUGCCACAAAAUCAUCAGCGUCGUUUAGAAAAAUACAAGACUUAUCUCGCGAAAUUCAAGAAAUGUCUCGAUAUAAACAAUAGUGUGGUUCACCUAAUUAUAAAAGACGUUGAUACUAUGUUUGAAAACGUUGACCACACAGUCACUGAUACUUCUGGGACAAACGGCACGGAGAGUUUUGGGUGUAAUUAUAAUAAUUGUGAAAUAGCGUCGCAGAAACAACAUAAAAUGCAGCAUGAUGUGGAAAAGGUACAAUCAGUUUUAAAAAACAUAGUUCGCGAUUGGAGCGACAUGGGUGCGGCGGAGAGAGAGCAGUGCUACAAACCUAUACUAGACGAAAUGGAGGAACGGUUCUCACUGGAUGAAUACAGUGACCGCACGCAAGUCCGGGUGCUGGUCCCGGGCGCAGGCCUAGGCCGGCUGGCGUGGGAGGUGGCGGCGCGGGGCUACACGUGCCAGGGCAACGAGUUCUCGCUCUUCAUGCUGUUCGCCAGCAACUUUAUACUCAACAGGUGUACCGAGAUAAACAAAUACACAGUACAUCCUUGGGUACAUCAGUACGUGAACAACAUAACUUGCGAACAUCAACUAAUAUCUGCACGGUUCCCCGACGUCUGUCCGUCAGGCAACAGGCCCAAUCAUAACUUCUCUAUGACGGCCGGGGACUUUCUUAAAGUGUACACAGAAGCGGAUGAAUGGUCAUGCGUGGCGACUUGUUUCUUCAUAGACUGUGCUCCUAACGUUAUAGAGUUUAUAGAGAGAAUAUACAUGAUACUGCAGCCCGGCGGGUACUGGAUCAAUUUGGGGCCUCUUUUGUAUCACUACAGUGACAUGCCAACAGAGAACAGUAUUGAGCCGCCAUACGACAUACUACUGGAGAUAAUUAGAGAUAUAGGAUUUGAUAUAUUGAAAGAACAAACGGGCGUAAAAACGAAAUACGCCCAAAACCCUCACUCUAUGAUGCAACACGAGUACGACUCCGUGUUCUUCGUGUGCCGCAAACCUUAUUGUAUGUAGCCCUGUAUGUAGCAUACCUUAUUUAUUACGAUAUACUACCUGUUUUCAUUGACAUCCUGUAAAGCUAUGUUUGAAUAUUUAGUAAAUUUUGGUAAUAAAUACACUACUUUUGAUGUCUCUUAGCGAGUCUUGAACUUCGUUUGUUUAUUGGAAAAAUAAAUAUAGUUUUGAUAGUCUGCUUCUGCAAAGUUGGCUAAGAAAACUGACAUUUUUUUUGUUGGUGUACUUGAGCCUCAAUAAUACAGUUAUUAGCUUUGCUUCUACAAGUUGAUUUAAACAUCAUUAUGUCGCCUUCAUGAAUGUGAUGUUUAAAUUAAUACUUCUGAACUUAUUGCUGAGCCUAAGUUGGCAAAAAUAUCGUUUGUCGACUAAUUUAGAAGCUAUAGGUAGAUUUUAUACUAAAAACCUUUAUGGAUGUCGAUGAAAAAUGGGUACAACACUAAUAAUAUAUAACAUUUUUAUAUGUAGAACGUAAUAAAAAGCAAGAAUGUGCAAUGUAGCGCAACAGUUGACCGAUUGUUGCGCCACAGUUGCGCGACCGUCGUCCGAUUAUUGGCUCACUGAGUAUUGUGGAAAAGCACAAAACCUUUUAUGAUGUAACAAAUACAAUACGUUAAAAUUUAGUCAAGUAGUACAUAUUAAAGCUAUAAUAUACGUUAUUUAUUAUUAUAUACAUAGGUAUUGGUUAAAUAGUUUAAUGGUUUGGGAAUCAACCUACUUUUAACCGACUUCCCAAAAAGGAAGUUCUGUGUUUUCAAUUCGGAUGUUUUUUGGGACAUACAAGUAUGAACGUCUAGACUGAAAAC
Messenger RNA from Helicoverpa zea (corn earworm), 2115 nucleotides. Its product is annotated as carnosine N-methyltransferase. The record is from RefSeq and is a predicted model, not a curated record. Bases 155 to 1309 code for a protein of 384 amino acids. The transcript has 8 exons. Gene Ontology annotation, molecular function: S-adenosylmethionine-dependent methyltransferase activity. Lineage: Eukaryota; Metazoa; Arthropoda; Insecta; Lepidoptera; Noctuidae.